AUGCCUGGUCUUAUCUACCUGAGGCUUCUGCAGCUAACCAUUCUUCCGCUAAUAUCUUCUAAUCUACUUCUGGGUAAGUCUACUUUCGUCCAAACCUUAACUCAUUAAUAUAUGUACAUACAUGUAUAUCGAUCGUGUUGCGGAGAUAACUCGUCCCGUGGUACCUUAGGGCUCUCUCUGGAGACAAUCAGCAUCCAUACAGCGACGAGUAAUAUAAGCAGAAUAACAACCAACAAAGACAGGGGAGAAAGAAAUGGUCAUUUCUGGCUUAUUAGGCGUCGUCAGCCAGUCGUACCCAACUCUGGAGUGUGGAAAACCUGAGGCUCGGUCGUGCAACCUGUUGGUUAGAAGUCUAACGCCUCUAACCACUGAGCCACGGGCUUGUUGUCCUGUCGGUUGUGAUCUGGAAUAUGCAAUGUUAAUGGGGCGCUCGUCGAUCGUGUUACGGAACUCACUCGUUCCGUUGUGCCUUAGGGGCUCUCUCUCUCGUGCCCAACCAGCAACCGCACAGCGGCGCGUAAUGUAGGCAGAAUAACAUUGCCCAUGUGGUAAAGAAUAAUACCCACGUUCCUUAGUUGAUCUAACGGUGCACUAGCAUCAGUCUCCAUUUGACUGAGUCCUUUUGGAGACCUACAAGAAAGGAAACAACGGUAGUCAAGAUAACAUUCUUCAAGUCCCCAUUGCAUUUUCAUUUGAACUGCCAUAUUGGCUGUGCAUUCCUACCGCGUGAAAUGCACACUCUCCAUGGAAAUCGAAUAUAUUUUUUCUAAAUUUUGACGGGAAUAGGUUCUUCGGGAAACUUGACAUGCGUUAUUUCCUGAAAUUUUGACGUCGAUUCCCCAGGCCGCCGACGGACUUGUAACAGACGCUCAAAGCAAUCAGUACUUUUGGUGUAAAUGAAAAAUCGAUACUGCUCCGUCAUUCCUACCAAUAAUAUAUUGCCUAUGUUGGCAUCCUGUCCUGAUUGGCCAUCGCUUUUGCCACUGUUCAUCGAGACUAUUGCAUACGGCGUCCGACUUGAUGUGCCGAUCAAUGUACGAGUCAUCGGAGCCUAUGGCCUCCAGAACGCCUCAACAUCCCUUAGACGAACAGACACCAACAAUACUUAUUUUACCCAAGAAAAUUUGUGUCAAGCUUCCGGCGUAUGCAUGGUGACUUGGGACCAGUGGUCUUGUCACUAUGUUGCCAACUGAUGUUCGCGCAUGUGUGCUACCUUUGACUUUGCUUUCUAAUGACUGGCUCCAUUUAUUGAAACUGGUUCUUCACCCCAUCGCCUCGCUUUUAGUCAUUGCGGGUUUGGAUCCGAAGAAGAACGGAAGGCUUGGAACCAUCGGCAUUUUAUACGUCAUUCUCCUAAAUCUCGUCAGCGCUAUCAUUGGAACGGCGUGCGCAGCUAUCAUAAGACCCGGUAGGCUUUUGUAUUUCGUGCAUAAUAAUCAAAACAUUUCAACGUGUUUCUCGAGGCUAUAAGAUUUUACUUUGUUUUUAACUGUUCAGCCUCCUGAGUAAAGUAUGGUGCCGGUGAAUCGUGGAACACGGUGGUAUUUGACAUGCGAAGAUGGGCCUUCCAACUCGGUGGGCCUCUCCAAACACAUGCAGCUCUGUUCGUCCUAAAUUUUCCUCGCAAUUGGAAAGCGGUUGUUUUGAGAAGAUAGGGUGAGGUAGACGCAGUCAAAGUCCGCAUCACUAUAAACUAAUUUAUGCGGAUAUCAAGACUGCAUCCACUCUGUGAAACGGUGGGGAAUAUCUCCCCUUUCGGCAGUUGAACUAUCGUAUAGUACUGUGUGCGCGUCCAUCAGUCUCAGUUAGAAUUCUGUGCCAACGCUAAGCAAAGGCGAAGGCCUGACAAUCACCUGAAGCUUUAAUUUGUAGUUCGGUCCUCCAGCUAGUACAAGAGUCCAGCUCGGGGCAGUGUACGCAAGUAGCGGAUUGGUAUACCUGUUGAGUCCCGUCCGUUUUGAUAUCGUCCCCAGUACAAGCAUCUUUGUGGUCUACCGCCCGGGUUUCACGCCACAGUAUUUGACCUAACUGUCACGGCAAAUAAACUAAUAGGUAUUGCGACUACUUGCAUGCUCAGAGCUGCUCAGUAUGUAACCUCAGGAUGUGAAGAAUUUUGGCUUCAAGUUGCUGUCUGGUUCCAAGGGCCUUAGUAGACCUUUGUGGGUAUAUGGAAACAUUUUAAACGGUGUAGAUUUCGAUCAAGACUCCCACUCAGCGACGUUUGCUCACCAAACUUCGAUACUUGGGACAAUCGCUUCCCGGCCUUACGUUCCUUCCAAUUCCUUAUAUUCUGCCAACAUUUAUGCGAGUAAGUUGUAGGCUUAAGAGUUUCUCCAACCCACCCUGCCCUGGUUCAAACUUCGGGAGUGCCAGCAUAUCACUGAAUAAAGUCGAUUAGGAGGUCAGAAGUGGUCCUUCCGGCAUCUAUAGUCUCGCUUUUUCAUGAGCAUACGCCCAGACGGCGCCAUAAACCAGCACAUACAAGCACAACCAACAGUUCGACUCACGAUCCCGACGAUGUCCACCAUGUGCUUCAGAGUAGGGUGGGGGGAGAAGAGACGGUGACAUGCUCAUGAACUAGUGAUGGUAAUAGUAGACUUGCGCUGUAUCCACACACACACUCUCCUCCUCACGAACCUGGGUCCGGUGUCAAAAAGAAGUCAAGAAGACCGACGGUGCGAUAGGUUUCAGGUGGCUGGCGCGGCCUGAAUCCGUACUUAGGCGUGCCGCCACACACCCUGACCUGCACACAAAGGGCCAGGAUUUCACACAUUAAGGAGGAGCGGGGGCUCGGAUUCCAAGCGGGUGGGUACCAUAUCGGCCACCCUAGGGAGGGGCUGUUGGUGCCUGCUUCUCAGUCCUGGCAGGAUGACCGGCUUAUCCCGUCAGUUGGCAGCCUUCCAAGCCACCGCCUUUAGCUCACUUUGAUUGAUUCUAUAGGAGUCAAAACGUACUCAAGGAGACCGGAGGCGGGGGGGGGCGCAGGUGAUUGGCACGGCAAAUACCCCUACACCUAGGCGCGUGCCACCACAUCGGCUAGGAUCACACUGGGAUGGAGGGCCAUAGAGGCCCCAUUAAGGAGCUAUAGCAGCCUUUCCCUUAGUCCAACAGUCGGUCACUCCAUACAAGCACACAGCAGGUUGGCUGCGAGGCCCGAGUUAUCUCGUCAGUUAACAAACUUUCAAGUCACGGCCUCUGGCCCACCGUGAUGGAUUCUAGCGAUUCAGACUGUUUAUAGUGAGGAAUAUGCGCUGAGAGGGACGAGCUCACCCUCUCUCACCCCCUCCUAAACAUCAAUCCACUCCGAGCCGGUCAGUUGGCGCGGAAAUUAGGGACAGUGGUUGACAGAGCUGAAAACGGCCCGUCUGUAUGUCCCAUAUACAUGACCUGGUCUCCUUCAUCACACAUCGGGACUUCACCCAAAUUGAGUUGAGCGUCUCGGAACUCACGUGCGUCCGAGUGCCAUGUAGACCACAUUAAAUAGGAGCCAUUGAAGCUUGACUCUCGGUCCACCAGUUGAUCCCUCCACACAAACACACAAUGGGUUGCCUGUAAGGUCUGAAUUGAAUCGUCAGCUGGCGGUCUCCUAACACGCACAACCGCCCCGAAGAUGGCUCAAAAGGGAAGUUUGAUCGAUGACUUAGCUGCAUCCUCGAACCGAAGCGUUGUUCGUGUCUCUCAAUCAUUCAUCUUUCUCAAGUUUCAGUCGUUUAGUUGGUUACAAUCACUCGCUCUGUCUAAUUUAAGAGGCACUACUCUGCCCAGCAUAUCGAAAUGACACGUAUCUUUUGGAUCAAAGUGGGGAAGUAAGGCAAACUUACUCUGCGUCUUUCUCACUGAUUCUCUUCGUAGAUCCGUUGAGUCCCAGUGGAGGCUGCAAGUCAAUGCGAUUGGAGAAAGGUUUGGAAGACUAUGUCUUCGUAAGCGAAAGAACAUAUCGUUCCGGUCCGGCAUCUGACAGCCGCAAUUCUGCGAAGACGACCACCAGAGUUGUUCUGAAGAUGAAUACAAAAGGCGGAGAGUGGUAUACACUUGAAGUCUUUGGUUUUCAAUCCUCUUUAUAACAUAGGAUUCGCAAACAGUAACGCCAUCAAAAGCAGCGCAAGUGAAGCUCUAGAAGCUAAGAGGCUUUCACAAGUUUGUUAAGCGGGGAACUCGAGGAUUUUAAUGACUGUCUGUGCUCAGACUCGGGACUCCAGACUGACAGUGGUUGGUUCGUACUAUUACAGUCACUAAAAAACGCAAUAACCAUCUAUCGCAGUACUUUAUCUGCCCUCUGUGCGUAUAAUUUAUCCAUCGAAACAUUUUUUGCUUCAGGUGACAGGAUACUGGGCAAACUGAGCUCUACUGUUGUACUUCCUUCUGUGGCUGGUCUCACAGCGUCAGAUGUCUUCGUCGACAUUUUACAGUAA
Spirometra erinaceieuropaei is the source of this 4412-nucleotide messenger RNA. The record is from the annotation of a GenBank genome assembly. Lineage: Eukaryota; Metazoa; Platyhelminthes; Cestoda; Diphyllobothriidea; Diphyllobothriidae.